UCACAUCUUUCUUUCAUGGAGGAGCUGGUGGGCUUGAACUGUUAACCUUUCAGUUAGCAGCCAAGUGCUUAACCAUUGCACCACCAGGGUUCCUUGACAUUCCUUACAGGAUGAUUUGGUUGAAUCCUGCCUGGGGGCGGAUGAUGAAUAAAAAGGGAGAGGGGGUGGGGAGCGGGUAGAGGUGAGUUUUCUUCUUAGAGGUCAAUGAGAAGAAAAAGAUCUGAAAACACAACAGGGAAGUGUGGAGAUCAGACAGCAGAAGGAGCUUCCUAAUAAGGCAGUGAGAUGCUGGCUUCCAAGAACAGGGGUACUUUUGGAAUCCUGGGUGAUUCGAACAAAGAGGUAUCAGGGUUUCGGACCCUGUGAACAGGGGUUCCAUACUGUCUCCUGUUCGGCUCUCGGAAGUGUUUGUGUUGUUGACCCAAAUACGGUGGCUGGUUUCCAUAGAGACAGUGGGUCUGACAUCAUCCUGGUUGUCAUGGUGCCUCAUUCCGGAGGACCUGAGCAGGCUCUACACAGCCAGGGAUAAACAAGGACUUCAGCCCGAGCUGCUGCCACUUCCUUCCUGCCACCACCUGUUAACAGUCACACGCAGCAACUGGGGAUGGGGAGAUGAUGACAACAGCGGGGGUGGGGCCUGACAGCGGAAGGCAGAGCAGCGAUGGUUCUAUGGAUGCCUGUAGAAGCCUGCCAGGGUAUCCUGCUGGACUUGGCAUGGGGAUGUCAUUGCAGCUAUUCUCCUGUCUCCAUGUGGGAUGGAAGGCGUGAACAUUGAGGAAGAUUCUGUGAGGUGUUUUUCGCCUGUCCUGGGCCUAGAUCUUGACUGGCAAGGGCCACUGGAGAAGGACAUCAUGCUUGGUGGAGUGGAGGGUCAGCGAAAAAGGAAGACCCUCAACGAGAGAGAUGGAUGGACACCGUGGCUACAACAAUGGUUUCAAGCAUAACAACAAUUUUACCCUCAAGUCCUCUAAGAUGAAACUCUGGAGAUUACUAAGAACGGAAAGACAAUUUUGGAUGAAGAGUGAGAGGAAUAAGGAGCUUUACUAAAGGUGCAUCCAGAUGGAUGUAGGCUACAGCAGUGGUUCUCAAUCCCGGAUGCACAGGAGAAUCAUUUAGAGAGAUUUUAAGAAAAGCCCAUGCCUGGGCCCAACCCCAACCAACUGAAUCGGAAUCUUAGGUGGCGGCCAGUGUUGAGAACCCUUGAACUAGACCAUGCAAAGCAUUUAUGGUGGGCGGCUGGUGGGAGACUUAGAGCUGAAGGAGGCCUUAGAGUUUUCUCUUCCAGGCUCUGAGGGAGUUAGUGAUUGUGGAGGGGCCUGGUGUAGCAUUGCUUUCCUGGCUCUUUUUAUUAGCUGUUGAUCUUUGGCAAAUCAAGUCAGUCAGCUUUUCUGGGCUUCAUUUUCCCUGCUUAUAACGUGGCGGUUGGACUGUAUUCCCCAAAGCCUUUGCAAACCUAUGCGUCUUUGACCUUUCAAGGUCAGUUCAAUUUCCCAAGGCCCUGCUGGUCCCUGGAAGAGUCAGCCUUGUCUAUGGCUGUUUGCAGGGAUUGAUUUGCAAGGCACAUACUGUCCAGAAGAGUUGAGGUGUUAGGAUCUGAAGCACUAAAACCAGGCUGCGUUCUGGAGGCUGCUGCCCAGCCCUUGAACUUUGGAACCCAGCUUAGGCCGCUUUCUGCAUUCUGCCUCUUCUGAAGGGAGCUGGGAUCCUUAAAAGAGCUUUUCUCUGCAGGUGGCAGCCACCAAAGCCUGGGGCCUCCGCAGCUAUGGCCUCCUGUCCGGACUCGGAUAAAAGUUGGGUACUCGCUGGCUCAGAGCCCUCCUGCUCACAUCCCUCCCCUCAGAGCCUGCCUGUGGAGACCCUGGGCCCAGAAUCCACGAUGGACCCAGAAUCUGACAUGGCCCCCCAGACCCCUCCAAGCCUCUCCAAGGCAGAUGGUGAAGAAUUGGCUGGGACGUUGGAUGGAGAAGAGACCGUCUUCAAGAGUGAAGGCUCCCAGUCUGGGCCCAUUCCUCCAGAGGAGACUGAGGCCGAGGGCGCCCUGGAAGGUGAUGGUUGUGAUGUGGUGCCCCCCGACCCGGGAGACGCAGUAGCCCAGAGCGACUUGCAGGAGACCCCUCUGGUGGAAAGCCUGGGACUGGACACGCAGGGCCUGGAAGAUCAAAGUCCCCCACAGAGCUCGCCCUCAGCCCCCAAAGCAGCUUGGAUCAGGGAGGAGCUCCGCUGCUCCAGCAGUGAGGACGACACCGACAUGGGCAUGGAGGGCCUGCGGAGACGGUGGGGCCGGGGCCCCAGCCCACCUCAGCCCUCGGCAUCUCUGGGUGUGGAGGACCAGGCAGGGAGCGAGGGUGUGGUUGGGGAGCUGGGCAUCUCCCUCAACAUGUGCCUUCUUGGAGCUCUGGUUCUUCUGGGCCUCGGGAUCCUCCUCUUCUCUGGUGGCGUCUCAGAAUCGGAGAGUGGGCCUUUGGAGGAAGUGGAGCUGCAGGUCAUCCCGGGUACUGGGUCGGAUACUGAGUUGCAGGAUGCUGUGGGAGAUGGGCAGGAUGGGCUAAGGGAGCUGCAGGCCUCGGCGCCCCUUGGCAGUGUCCCCAGCCUGCAGAACAUGGCCCUUCUGUUGGACAAGCUGGCCAAGGAGAACCAGGACAUCAGGCUGCUGCAGGCCCAGCUGCAGGCCCAGAAGGAAGAGCUCCAGAGCCUGAUGCUCCAGCCCAAAAGGCUGGAGGAGGAGAAUGCCCGGCUCCGGGGGGCCCUGCAGCAGGGCGAGGCUUCCCAGCAGGCCCUGGAGUCAGAGCUGCAGCAGCUGCGGACCCGGCUGCAGGGGAUGAAGGCCGACUGUAUAGUCUGGGGCCCAGACGGGGUGUGCCUUACCUGGGGCAGUGGCUUGCAGGGUGACAAGGCCACUGAGGGGCAAGGCCCCAGGGAGCAGGAGCCAGGCUCUGGCUUCCUGGAGCAGAAGGAGCAGCUGGAGGCUGAGGCCCAGGGACUAAGGCAAGAGUUGGAGAGGCAGCGACGGCUUCUGGGGUCUGUGCAGCAGGACCUGGAGCAGAGCUUGCGGGAGGCCGGCCAAGGGGACCCAGCCCAUUCUGGCCUGGCCAAGCUGAGCCAUAGACUGGCCCAGAAGCUGCAGGACCUAGAGAGCUGGGGCCAGGAUCCUGGGACCCCUGCCAAUGCCUCAGGGGCUUGGGGUCAGGAACUCCACUUCCAGAGUUCCAGGGAGCGAAGUGGCAAGGAAAAGUGGUGGGGUGGGCAGGGGAACCGGAAGGCUGAACAUUGGAAGCAUAAGAAGGAGGGAUCAGGCGGGGAAAGGAAGAGCUGGGAGAGCGAGAAGGACCGGGAACAGACAAGGAAGAGGAAAGAGGGGAAGCUGAGGGUUCAAGAGUGGGAGGACAAGGAUGGCAAGCCACAAGGCCCCAGGGAGCCCCCAAGGAAGAAUGGGAGCCCUCACUCCCCUGGAGAAAAGCAGAAGCAUCCUCGGUGGAAGGAAGGGGCGAAAGACAGGCACAACCCCCUCCCACCCUGGGGAGAGCUUUUGAGGCAGAAGUACCAGGCACCCCAGGGUUGCUCGGGUGUGGAUGAGUGUGCGCGGCAGGAGGGCCUGGCCUUCUUCGGCAUGGAGCUAGCUCCAGUGCGGCAGCAGGAGCUGGCCUCUCUGCUGAGGACGUACCUGGCGCGGCUGCCCUGGGCUGGGCAGCUGACCAAGGAGCUGCCUCUCUCACCUGCUUAUUUUGGUGAGGAUGGUGUCUUCCGCCAUGACCGCCUCCGCUUCCGGGAUUUUGUGGAUGCCUUGGAGGACAGCCUGGAGGAGGUGGCUGUGAGGCAGACAGGUGAUGACGACGAGGUGGAUGACUUUGAGGACUUCAUCUUUAGUCACUUUUUUGGAGACAAAGCACUGAAAAAGAGGUCGGGGAAGAAGGACAAGCCCUUCCGGAGCCCCAGAGUCUUGGGGCCCAGGGAAGAACACAGCCACCACCACAGCCACCGCCACAGGGGCUGAGGCCCUGCCCCAUCAGGGGAAUCACCUCAGCCUGGGCCCAGCCUGUGCUCUUCGUUACCCAGCCCACGGGGCUGGGGCUCAGACUGUUAAAGUAGCACCUCCCCUCGCUUGCCUGGUGUCCUUGGUGGGGGAUCAACCAAGCAGAGGAGGGUGAAAUCACCCACACCUACGCUGAUGCCACUUCUGCUAGAAAAAGGCCUUAGCUGGACCCGCCAUGCUGUCUAUGCAAAUCUAUGCAAAUCUAUGCAAAUGCUCAGGGCCCUAGGCCAGGAUCCUUGGAGCCUGAACGUGUGCCACUGUGAAGUGGGGGAAUGAGAAAAGAGCCUGUUUUUUGUUUUUUUGUUUUUUUUUGAUGGGGGAGGGGUGGGAGAGAGGGGGUGACAUUUUGAUUGUGAAGGCAAGGAACUUUCACCCUGUUUUGUGUGUGAUGACCCCAGGUGGGCCCCUUCACCCCAGACGUUGGCCCAGUGCCCACUGGGAUUUGACCAGAGUUGCUGGCUGGAGGCCUUACAUGGAGGGCUUUCCCUGGGGUGUCGUUAGCUUUGGGAGCAACCGUCCCCUGGGUGGUGAAGCCUCCUUUUGCCCCAGCUUCUCGCAUGGCCUCACCUCCUCGGGUGAACUGUAGGCUCAGAUCCCAAUAAAGUGCUUGGAGCCGGGACACUGGGUGGGGCUCUGUCACUGGGGGUAGUUCUGAGCACAGGGCGCCCACGCCCGCCGCCAUCCUUGGCACUGGUACUUGCCCCCUUCUUCCACUUGCUCCCUUUUCCCUCACCCUGCACUGCCAACAAACCCCAGGCCCACUGGGCCAGAACGUCCCCAUUCUGCUCACAGCUGCUCUGGCUGCACUCCUGAGAGAUGCAGAAAGGUGAGCAGCGAGGGCUUUGGAGUCUUGCGUCUUGGUCUCAAAUCCAGGCUGUGUGAUCUCGGGCAAAUUAAUCUAUGGAAGCCUUAGGUUUCUUAAUGCUCCAAAAAGGGGAUUGAAGGGCUGGGGGAGAGAUGAAAUAAACCAAUGAAGCAAAA
Molecule: messenger RNA, 5011 nt
Organism: Trichechus manatus latirostris (Florida manatee)
Lineage: Eukaryota; Metazoa; Chordata; Mammalia; Sirenia; Trichechidae
Gene: PBXIP1
Product: PBX homeobox interacting protein 1
Exons: 11
Coding region: 1763-3991 (742 amino acids)
Cellular component (GO): membrane
Source: RefSeq, a predicted model, not a curated record